AUGGCGACGGUUCGCGCGGCGACGCCGACGACGCGCGGAGCGACGACGGCGACGCGGACGACGACGACGACGACGACGACGCGAUGGACGGGACGACGACGACGCGCGGGCGCGGCGGCGCGCGCGACGCGCGAGGACGCGGCGCGACCGGUGGUGAUCAUAGACAACUACGAUAGCUUUACGUAUAAUCUGUCGCAGUACCUCGGGGAUUGCGGGUGCGCGCACGCGGUGUAUAAGAACGACGAGGUGACGGUGGAGGAGGUGCGCGCGAUGCGGCCGCGCGGCGUGAUGGUGUCGCCGGGACCGGGACGACCGGAGGACUCGGGGAUCUCGCUGGACGUCGUGCGAGAGCUUGGACCGGAAUUCGGCGUGUUCGGGGUGUGCAUGGGACAUCAGUGCAUCGGACAGGUGUUCGGGGGGGACAUCGUGCGCGCGCCGACGGGGUUGAUGCACGGCAAGUCGUCGCCGGUGACGCAUCGAACGGAUUUGGACACGGUGCUGAGCGGACUGCCGAGCCCGUUUCAGGCGGCGCGGUAUCACUCGUUGGUGAUAUCGCGGGAUAAUUUUCCCGAGGAUGCGCUCGAGGUGACGGCGUGGACGGAGGACGGGACCGUCAUGGCGGUGAAGCACAAGGCGUAUCCUUGGAUUCAGGGCGUGCAGUUUCAUCCCGAGUCCAUCAUCACCGAGAACGGGCUGUUGAUCGUGAAGAAUUGGGUGAAAAUGAUCAACGACAGGGCGGCGGAAUCGGAGUUAGCGCGCGCGUAG
Molecule: messenger RNA, 765 nt
Organism: Ostreococcus lucimarinus CCE9901
Lineage: Eukaryota; Viridiplantae; Chlorophyta; Mamiellophyceae; Mamiellales; Bathycoccaceae
Gene: TRPG
Product: anthranilate synthase beta chain
Exons: 1
Coding region: 1-765 (254 amino acids)
Biological process (GO): L-tryptophan biosynthetic process
Cellular component (GO): cytosol
Source: RefSeq, a predicted model, not a curated record